This is a messenger RNA of Penaeus monodon (black tiger shrimp), 10178 nucleotides long. It is a transcript of the gene Eps-15, whose product is annotated as epidermal growth factor receptor substrate 15-like 1. The record is from RefSeq and is a predicted model, not a curated record. Gene Ontology annotation, cellular component: clathrin coat of coated pit; cytoplasm; plasma membrane. Gene Ontology annotation, biological process: endosomal transport; endocytosis. NCBI's taxonomy places the organism in Eukaryota, Metazoa, Arthropoda, Malacostraca, Decapoda, Penaeidae. The coding region runs from base 13 to 3477 and encodes 1154 amino acids. The transcript has 19 exons. Gene Ontology annotation, molecular function: cadherin binding; calcium ion binding.
UGUUAUGGCAAGAUGGCCUCCCUACCAUCUCCCACCCAGGUGGCGGGGGAUCAUACAAGUGUCUUUGAAGCAUGGUACAAGAAAGUAGAUCCCACUGGUAGUGGUGUAAUCCAGGCUGGACCGGCUGCGGGGUUCUUGAAAAAAUCUGGCCUCAAUGAUAACAUUCUUAGUCGAAUAUGGGACAUCAGCGACCCUGGCGGAAAAGGCUACCUUGACAAAGCUGGCAUGUUUGUAUCCUUGAAGAUGGUGGCAUUGGUACAAAAUGGAAAGGAACCCAGCUUAGCGAACAUCAACUUGCCAACGCCUCCUCCAAAUAUGGGUGAACCUCCCCCACAUCCACCACCCCCAGUCAAACCAGCCCCCCCACACCACACUCCUGCGGCUGCCCCUGGAGUGUGGACCAUAACCCCGACAGAUAGAAUGCGCUACGACCAAAUAUUUAAUUCCUUGGGACCAGAAGCCAAUAAGCUUCAUGGCAAUAAGGUUAGAGGUGUUAUGCUCAACUCCAAGCUUCCUAUGGAAACGCUUGGCAAGAUUUGGGACCUGUCGGACAUGGACAAGGAUGGCUCACUAGAUCGUGUAGAGUUCUCUAUUGCAAUGCAUUUAGUAUACAAGGUACUAGAAAACAAUCCCAUGCCAUCUGCUAUACCACAAGAGAUGCUCUCCAGUGCACAACGGGCUGGUGUCGCUCAGGGUCCAGUACCUGCUCCUCUCGCUCCUCCAUCUCAACUACAGCAAGCUGAUGCCAACAAGCAGCAGCCGAAGAUCUUAACCACUGAGAUUGAAGACAUCGAUGGGCAGCCUGCUGAAAAACAGCCCUCAGGCCCCCCUCCAGCUCCAUGGGUGAUAAGCGCAGCUGAGAAGGCGAGAUACGAUGUGAUGUUCCACAAUGCGGAUCUGGAUAAAGAUGGCUUCGUGAGUGGGAAUGAGAUCAAGGGUGUCUUCCUGCAAUCUGGCCUCCCGCAGAUGGUUCUAGCACACAUAUGGAACCUCUGUGACAUGAAGCAGACAGGGAAGCUGACCUCAGAGCAGUUUGCCUUGGCCAUGUGGCUCAUCCAGCAGAAGCUCAAUGGCACAGACCCCCCAGCCGCCCUCACCCCCGAGAUGGUGCCUCCUACCAUGAGGCCAAAGCCUUCCACUGAAUCCAAUGUUGUUCCAGCAAAGCCACAGUACAGCAACCCAGAGCUACAGUUGGUUGCUGAUGAGAUCGAGGAGCUCAACGCCGAUAAGCUCAAGCUGGAGGCGGAGAUCCAGCAAAAGGAAGCUAGCAUUAGGGUGAAGAACAACGAAUUAAAAAAUCUUCAGACUGAACUCGAUACCUUAACUUCCACCUUGCGUCAACUGGAACACCAGAAGGGAGCAGCGCAACAGCGAUUAGAUGACCUUGGGAACCAGAAAAAACUCCUUGAGGAUGAGCGGAAAGAGGUCACGGCCUUGAUAGAGGCUGAGCAGGAGGAGGUCUCAAAAUUGCGUGCCCAAGUGGAGGAACAAGAAACCAGUCUCAAGGCACAAGAGGAUGAGGUGAUGUCCAAGAGGCAGGAGCUGAAUGACCUCAAAAACCAAGAGAGCGAACUGGAGGAGAGUGUGACCUCGUUGAGAAAGAAGAUGGACCAGCUGGGAGUGACACAGCAAGAAACGCAGUUACAUAUAUCACAGGCUAAAAUCAAGAUCUCAGAAUUGCAAGACCAGGAACGGCACAUGACGGAAGUCUUAAUAGCUUAUGACUCGGCAAUCUCUUCUGGUGAUGCGUCGUCCUUAUCAGAAGCCUCGCUCAGAGACAUCACACCCACCUUUAACGACCCAAGCUACCUCCACAUAGGCCCCUCUCCGACAGAAAGUCCUAAGGACUCCCCGAAAGAACCGACAACACCACAGGAAAAUGGUUUACCAUCUCAGGAGACAAAUAAAGAUGCAUUGAAAGCCAAAGAUACCUCGUUUUCUGGAGGGCAUGAUCCAUUUGCGGCAGCUUUUGGUGGCCAGCAAAACAAUGUGGAUGUGUUUGCAUCAUGGGAUCAUAAUCCAUCUCAGCCGGCCAACAACCCACCACCUGCUGGGGACCCAUUUGGAGGAGAUGCGUUCGCGGCUCAGACAAAGGGUGCCAAAGACCCCUUUGGCAACGAGCCCUUCAGUGCGGGUGGGGGAGGUGGUCCCCCACCAAGACCCGAGAGCCCGACCCCAGCGCUUCCCCCCAAGAAAUCCAAGCAGCCUCCCCCCAGACCAGCUCCCCCCAAGACCCGGCCGGCCAAGCCCCCUCCACCCCAGAUCAACUCCAACAACAACCCCACCACCAACACCACCCCCAACAACCCCAACGCAGCCAACAACGCCAACUCGAACACAGGCAAUGUGGACCCCUUUGCCGGGGGGUGGGGGGAUAACAAGACCCCUGCCAAUGCCACCAACAACGGGGGCUUUGCUGACUUUGCGAACUUUGCCGAUUUUGAUACCAAGUGUUCCAAGGUAGUCGUCGCCAGCAACCCAGCAGCAACAUCACCCUGGGGGGAUGAGGACAAGUUUACGUCAGACGCCAAGUACCAACCAUCGACAGAUGAGGACCCCUUCGGUUCUCCCUUCACGGCAACGAAGGCCAAUAUCAGAAGCACCGAUAACUCCCCCUGGCCGCAGGAUGCCUUUGGCUCAUCAGGCUUUGGGUCAGAUGAGGGGUUUGGAGACAAUUCGGUGUUUGCUGAUGACGAUCCAUUCUCCAAAACUUCUGGAGCAGCUGAUCCCUUUGGUGGUGAUUAUGACCCCUUCAAGGACCAGGGCUUCAAGGAUGCAGACAAAUUUUCCUGGGAAGAUGAGCCUGACCCCUUCAACACAAUGCCAGAGGAGUCCAGUGAGAGUGCUGUCAAGGUGCCACUUGAUAAUGCUCCCAAGACAGAUCCUUUUGGUUUUAGUAUGAGUGAGGAUGAUACAAAUGCCAAUUUAUCCACAGAGUUUUUCAGUGUAGAUCAGUUUAAUGCAAACUUUGAGAACAACAAAGACAAACUUGAAACGAGCCAGAACACACGAUCAAAGUCAGUCAUUGGGGAUCCCUUUGCUUCCCAAGUGAAGGAAACCAUACCAGUGCGGUCCAAGACGUCUCUUGGUGAGCGACGGCUUGCAGACUUCGAUUUUGACCCAUUUUCGUCAUCUAAGGUAUCGAAUGCAGAGAAGAGCAAGUGGAAAAGUAAUGAGGACUUGUUGAACGAAAACUUUGGCCUCAGCCGCAGUGAGGGUGGAUGGGGCUCAAAUAAUCUUGCGCCCACCAGCAAGACUUCCAGCCCUUUCAACAACAGUUUCCUGAACCAGUCCCAGCAGUCAGCAAGUGAAGAGGAACAGCUAGCAUGGGCGGCCAAAGAGAGCAUUAAGUUUGAAGAGUUCCGCAAGCAGCAGGAGGAGCAGGAACGUGCAGAUCUGGAGUUAGCUCUCACUCUCUCGCGUUCCAUGACCACGGGCAAAUCCCAGACUUCACGGUCACCCUCCACGGGCCUCUAAAUAAUGCUGGGAACUAGUUGUGUACAUAUGUCAAAAUACCCAUAAAGUGAAGUUGUUAAGAGAAUUGACUGUUGAAGUUCAGAUUAUAGGUUUAAUUUUCUUUCUCUCUUUCUCUUUCUCUGUCUCUUUCUUUUUCUCUUUCUCUUUCUUUUUGUCCAGGUUGGUUUGGAGUUGACCAGAGUACAUUAUGAAAUUUAAUGUCAUUAGGGUUACUCAUCAUUGUAAUCAUUGUCGGUUUUGUGCUGAUAACCACAGUGACAAAGAUUAGAAGAUUAUCGUUAAUACUAUAAUUAUUAUUAAUAUCUUCAUUUACUUAUUUAUAUUUUUCCUACUAUUAUUUUUUGUUCCCCAUAUUACUAUUAUUGAUAUGAUAAUAAUAAUAAUAAUAAUUAUUAUUAUUAUUAUUAUUAUUAUUAUUAUUAUUAUUAUUAUUAUAAUAAUCAUUGUUGUUGUUGUUAUGAUAUUUUUUUAUGGAUCACUUACACCCACGUAUGUACUCUGCUCUGUCUCCUUUGAUUCCAGCUAUUUCCAAUACCUGAUUUCUCUUUAUUCUUGGUGUUAUUAGUAUCUUUUUUUAUAUUAUUUCUCAACUGUAUAUGCUAUAUUAUUGAUAUGUAAUUAAUAUUAGUAAGCCAUUGUUGUACUGAUUAUGUAAAUUAUUUUUUUCUCUGAGUAUACACAUAUGUUGAUAAGCAUGAGAUAUUUUGACUGCAUUUUUUUCCACAUGACUGAGCAAUUGCAGUGGGCUUUGAAGGGAAAUUUUGGUGAAGGUUUUUAUAUUUUCGUCUCUAAUUUAUCGUAUUUCCUACCCUUUAUCGUAUACAGAAAUAGUGUAUUCUUCUGUUUGCAUUGUUUAUCUUAUCACUUUAUCUUAAUCACUUAAUGGUCUUUAUUUUUUUUCUUUUCUUUAUUUUCUUCUUUUUUUUUUUGUUUCCAUUUUAUUGGUCUUAUUAGUGAUAGCAGGCAAAGAAGUUUGUUUUGUCUCCUUUGGUUUUUGUUAGUUCAGCAAAGCUACUGCCCCUAGGAAAGCAGCUAAAGAAAAUUAGAUGAAGGAAUUUGAUUUUCACCACACCCUGCUUUUGCUGUUUUGAUUAUUAUAAUUAUUUUUAUUUCUAUAUGGUUCUUAACAUCAAGAUUUUUAUUGCCUGCAUUGAGAGCAGAAUACAAGCUCGUAACUGACCAUUCCUCAUCUCUCCAAAGGAUUAGGUUUUGAUAUAUUUUUAUAGGUGUGGUUGUUUGCUCUUUAGAUGUGUGUGUGUGUGUGUGUGUGUGUGUGUGUGUGUGUGUGUGUGUCUGUCUGUCUGUCUGUCUGUCUGUCUGUCUGUCUGUCUGUCUGUCUGUCUGUCUGUCUGUCUGUCUGUCUGUCUGUCUGUCUCGUCCGUCUGUGAUUUAGAUUGCACCUACAUGUUUUUUUUUCCCUUCUUCAUUGCAGUGAUUCAUUUUAACACUGGAGGAUUAGGAACUGCUAUAGAAUGCAACAUUAGAAUAAACUGUAUUAUGAAGAUAUGGGUGGACUGUAUGUUGGCUAACAUCCCCAAGUAUGAUUAGUCUGUGUGUGUGUAUUUGUGUAUGUGUCAUGGAUGCAUGGGAAAGUUUGCAUGUAUUUAUGUAUGCAUGUAAACUUUUGUGUGCACACUCAGGUAUGUGUGUUUGUUUUCUUGUAUCUUCAUGGGGAGAUGAACUUCAUUUUCAGCUGAUUAUUGGAGUUACUGUGUUUUCUAUAUAACUUGCCUAAAGUUCUAUUCAGUAAACAGUUUUUUCUUUUCUCUUGAGUAGUGGUUAAAGGCAGUCGUAUUUGAGAAUAAAUAACGAAAUUUGCUGCAUGUCUUAUCAGAUGACAGCCAUGUGAGAUGGCUUUGAUGCAGAAAAGAAAGGAAAAAAAAAGAUAUAACAAUUAAACACAAAGCUUAGCAACACCCACUUGAUACUGAAGACAAAUCUAGCUUUGCGUUGUUGUAGUCUUCUUUACGUUUGCGUCUUCCAAGAAGCAAUAUACUAUUCUUUCUGGCCCACGUCCUUCCCAUGGGUCAAUGAUCCACUACCUCGAUCAUUCUUGUUGCUAUAGGGUCUCCCUGUCAGAGUGAAAAGUAAGAAAAAGAAAGAAAAGUAGUGAAAGAAGAAGGAAAAAGAAAAGAAGAAAAAAAGGACAAGAUAAAUGGAAGAAAAGUCAAUUUAGUGCCAACUGUAUGUAUGGUAACAGGAAUAGUGGCCAUAUAAACUUUUAUUUUUUAUUUAUUUAUUUAUUUAUUUUUCCCCCAAGAUCUGACUUCAGUGGGCUGUUUGGCAUUAGAAAAGGAAAAAAAUGGCUUACCAUGGAGGAUCAUCUUCAUUUUUGUGGACUAUUGAAGAAAGCAGGGGAGUGUGUUUAUGACUAUCAUGAGGAAAGAGAGGCAUUUAGGUUUGGGGGAGGUUGGGGGGGGUGGAGUAAAGAGGAAGGGAGCAUAGAUUGAUGUGUCUUAAAUAGUAUCCAAAACACAGAAGUGAGUGAUAAGCUACAUAAAGCAUUCUCUGUCCACAAUUCAUGGUCUUUUGUUUUUCUCUUAAUAUGUAUUUUUUUUUUCACCUUUUGUUCACAAUUUAUCAAAAAAAAAAAAAAAAGUGUUUUGACUGUACAUUUGUAGAUUAAAGUCAAUUUUUUUGGAGUAAGAUGUUCUUGUAUAGCACCUGUGGCUUAUCAUUGUCUUCCAAUUGAAUUGUAUACUAGUAUAUUAGACCAUUGUACAUUUUUCAUUCCAGCACUCAUAAUAUAGAAGCAAUAGCAAUUUGGUAUUGUGUGUCAAUUAUUAUUAAUAUUAUUAUUAUUAUUAUUAUUUAUUAUUAUUAUUUUUUUAUAUUAUGAUUUUAUCCUUAAAAACUCCUUCCCCUCCCGUGGUUAGGAAGUGUACAUUGGGCAACAUUAUGGAAGCGUUAUCUGUAUGUGGUUGAUGAGAAUGUUCUAGUCUUGCCGUUGGAAGUAAGUGCUUGGUGGAUGUCUAACCGUCCGAGUCGUCUCAUCCAGAGAAUGCUGUUCCACUGUCCAUGGGUUUAAAGUUUGUUCAAACUGAAGUGCUUUACUGUGUGAGAACCAUGUUGUCAAGAGUGAAGAAAAGUAAAGAAAAAGUAAAAGAAAAUAGAAUGAAAUAUAGAUAAAGAGAAAGCCGAAUAGGAAUUGAAAAGGAAUGAAGAGCUUUUACAAUUGUGACUGAUUUAAUCUGAUGUCCUCUUUCUGGGACUUGUUGCUUGAAGUCUGUGUGAAAGAAAAAAAAAAAAAGAUAAAAGUAAAGAUGAUAAUAUAAAAAAAGAAUAUGUUGAAAUCCCAGUGACUUGGCUCACUAAACUGGAGGACCUCUUAGCUUAAAAAUUUACAUCAUGUCAUUGUUAAAGAAGAAAUUUUUGUGUUUGAUAAAAAAAUUAAAAAACUCUCUGCAUGUUUAUAGUAAAUAAUUGGUAAUAUGUAGCUCACAUACACUGAAAUUCUGUUAAUGAUUGCAGUGAUUAACAUGUUGAUUUAGAUGUAUGUAUGAUGUACAAUGCCUUACAGGUUUGAGAAAGUUGUAUUGUAGAUUACUUUUGUGGUGUAUAAAGUUGAGUGUCCAGGUGUGCCUGGAGACUGUUUCUUGUUUCCCUGUAAAUGUAUCUGUGAAAUACUCGUGUACUGAAAUAGUGUUAAGCUAUUGUAUAAAGGCAUAGAAGCGUAUACUAGUGGCAUCCUGUUAUCCUCCUCUGGAACCUUGACCCUUCUCAAUAUCCCCCUUUCCCUUUCCCCCUUUCUCUCUAUAUCUCGUUUCUCUUCCUCCGCGUUGUUAUGGGCCUGUUUUUGGUGAGCAGCAAAGAGAUAAGUUGUUGGCCAAAGACGGUAUGUAGUAGGAGACACGUAGAUUUAGUGUGCGUGGUCAGAUGGGAAGUAAUUCAGGCUGGGGCCUGACUCCAAACUUGUUAUUUAUUAUUUUUUAUAGAUACUUUUUUAUAUAUUUAUUUAUUUUUCUUUCUUUUCUGUCUUUCUUUUUUUGUUUCUUGUUUCAUGCAGCAAAAUAGAUUUUUAAUGUCGUGUAGAUGUGGGCUUCAUUUCUCUAGUCUGGCAAGGUACUAAAAAUUUGUUCGAUGAAAACCUUUACAUUUUGAUACAGGUUGCUUUUAUUUUGUGUAAGUAAAGAAAUUUUGAAUAUAUUACUUUUGUAAUAUGUUGUUUGUGCUAUUUACUGAGCAAACAUUUACCCCAAAAUGUGCUCCAAUUGCUCUUACCUGGUUUAGUGUGGUACAUGAUUUUCAUGUGACAACAUCAGUUUGAUUGUGAAGCAGAAGACUACAAUGAUAUUUUUAUGGCUUUCCAGCAAAUCUGAGCAACAAUAUUUGAAGUGGCAAAAAGAAACAGUUUUGCAUGUUGUUUAAAAAGAUGUGGGAAGUACUUUUUCUUCAGAAAUCGUGUAUGUGUGACUAUUAUGAUUAAUAGUGUUGCUCUCUCAUAGAUGUGUUUCUUGAUAUCUCUCAAUGCUGUGCAUGGCAAGAGAUGUGACAAUUUAUGAAUGUCCUUCCAUCUUGUUACAGUUAACAAACUGGUUAGUUUUAUUGGGUGUUUUGAAAGAGACGUUAGUGAAAAGUGAUGGUGUUGUUUUAGUUACUAUUCUACUUGCAAAUGCUCUUUUUUUUUUUUUCUUUUUUUCUUUCUUUCUUUUUACUGGUAUUUCUUUUUACUGGUACUUCUAGUACUUUCAUAUCUUUUAUGGAGUAUGUAUGUUUGUUCAAUUAUUGGAUAAUUCUUUAUUUCCUCCCUUCUUCUCUUGCUUUUUUGUGGGCUCUGGUUCAGUAUGCAAAGACCUGGCAGUAUAUUGCCUUACAUGUAUAUGAUGUCAGUAUUAUAUCAUCAGUAUAGGACAGCUGGUGGUGGUGGUGGUGCAAGUGGCAAGAUUAUAUAUAAAUAUAUUUUUCUGAGAGGAUUAAUGAUAAAGGAAGAGAAAAGUCUCAUAAGAUUUGUUUUUAUAGUUUUUAUAUACAGUUUGUUGACCAUAUUGUGUACAGAUUUACCAUGGAACAGCAUAGCCAACAAAGUUUAAGCCAUGUCGCUCAUUAUAUGAAGAGUUCGAAGCCAUGCCUCCUGCACAGCAAGAAGCAGCACUUUGCUGAUUUUGAGAGUAAGUUAGAGUUACAGAUCACACACACUUACCCUGUUACAUUUUGUAAAAUCAAAUGACUGGGAAAAAACUUGCAUUUUGCAAAAAUCGGUCCACACACUCACUUUGUAGAAUGAUGAGAAUGAUAAGACUAAAUUUUUUUUUUUUUUUAGAGGAUGUGGAAUUUUGAGGGUGAUGAUAGAGGAAUGAUUACAUGGGAAUGUUGCUGUUAUGCAUUUUCAUUGAUGGAAGCACUUAAUAGAAUUGUACAUAAUCUUAUAUAUAUUUAUAUAUAUACAUAUAUAUAUAUUACAUUGAAUCUCAUUUGUUUAUAAGUUUGCAGAGUUUAUCUAAGCUGUAUAAGCUUUUAAAGUGUGCAAGUGCAGUGAUUUCCAUUUAUAUGCAUGGGGAUAUAUAUAUAUAUAUCAGCCAGAUUUUGACAUUUAGAUCCUUAAUGCAGAGUUUAGCAGAUGCAAGUUUAUAUUGUUAUAUGACCUUUUUAUGGUCUUACUGCGACAAUUGGCUGCAGGUUCCAUGUGUUUAUAGAUGUUCAGAUAAACACAAUCAUGCAUUUAUAUUAAUAUUUAGGGGACACACCACAUAGAUACAAACAUUAACAUAUACACAGAAACACACAACUAUCUGUAUGCAUUUAUAAAGUUGACAUAUGCUUAUUGAGUUCACAUAAUUUUUUAAAAUGCAGUUACCAGUCUGCAUGUCAUUGGUGAUUUAGAAGUAAAGAUGUUGAUCCACAUGUGCAAACUACUACACUGCUUGCCAUGGAAGGAAAUAAACUAUAGUAAUAAACUAAUAACGUAAGGAAUAUAUAAGUAUAUUAACUUGGGUCAGGCACAGAAUGAGGUGCCUUCAUCCACAACCUGAAAGGGGUGUGUGUGUGUCAGCGAGUUGUCUCAUUGGUAGGGUGCUUGCACUUGCACUUGCUACUGCCUUCAAAGGGUGUGCCACCACCCUCCUGUCCCCCAGCUCCCGGGUCUCGCAUUCUCUUGCCACUGGAUGAUUGAUAGCCCCCUCUCGUAGCUCUCCAGGUCCAUACACCUCUAGGUCUUCGCCACCAACCUUGUACCAAUCAUUAGGUGGUGAGGGUUGCCGCUUCACACUCCAGUGGUGAUAAAAAGAAGAAAUGGUGCCUGAGUGCGUUGCCUCUUCUCUCUUGAUGUGUCUCCAUCAUAUGUGUUCAGACUGCACGAAGACUGUACAUUUGUUAUUUCAUCUUCCCGAGGAAACUGAGUGUAAGAUAUUAAUUUUAUCUAUCCCGAUUGGUUGGUUAAUACGCCUAGUGUCGAUUUUAAGAUUUUUGCAACCCACAUGUACCUCAGAUUUGAAGCAAGAUGUAGAUGCGAUUUACUGUCAAUAAUUCUUGCAGUUCUUUUUCUUUUUUUUCUUUUUGCUGCAAACGAAGUAAAGAAGGAAAUUAUAGUUGAUUUUAUUUUAUAGUUGAUGUUGCUUCUCCCCGCCAGCUAGGGAAUUUUCCCCAGAUGCUACCACAAUAUGAAGAUUCCAGGGUUGCGCCCUCUAUAAGUCGUGUUGUUCAGUGUCACCGUCAUGUUAUCUCAGUGUACAUAAUGCUUAAUAAACAAACACGUUCACCAGAAA